Messenger RNA from Dipodomys spectabilis (banner-tailed kangaroo rat), 1583 nucleotides. It is a transcript of the gene Metrnl, whose product is annotated as meteorin like, glial cell differentiation regulator. Gene Ontology annotation, biological process: positive regulation of brown fat cell differentiation; energy homeostasis. The transcript is spliced from 4 exons. Lineage: Eukaryota; Metazoa; Chordata; Mammalia; Rodentia; Heteromyidae. Gene Ontology annotation, molecular function: hormone activity. Bases 183 to 1100 code for a protein of 305 amino acids. The record is from RefSeq and is a predicted model, not a curated record.
AGGCGGCGGCGGCGCCGAGCGCAGUUUCGCGGCGGCUCCUGAGUCUCCGGCGGGCGGGGAUGGGCGGGCGGCCGCGCGGGGAUCGCGGGGAGUGCGCGACGUGACCGGCCUGCGCGCGGAGCCCGCCCGUCGGGUCCGGGACUGCUCGGCGGCCGCGGGCCGAGGGCUGAACGCGCCGGAGCAUGCGGGGCGCGGUGCGGGCGCCCGGGGGCCACGCCGCCCCCGGCCAACCUCCGUCCCCGUCCCCGCCGCUGCCGCGGCUGCUGCUGCUGCUGGCGCUGCUGCGCGGCGCGGGGGCGCAGUACUCCAGCGACCGGUGCGGCUGGAAGGGGAGUGGGCUGACCCACGAGGCGCACAGCAAGGAUGUGGAGCAGGUGUAUCUGCGCUGCUCGGCUGGCUCUGUGGAGUGGAUGUACCCGACCGGGGCCCUCAUCGUCAACCUGCGGCCCAACACCUUCUUGCCCUCCAGACCCCUCACGGUGUGCAUCAAGCCCUUCAGGGACUCCUCAGGCGCCAAUAUUUACUUGGAAAAAACUGGAGAACUGAGAUUGCUGGUACAGGACGGGGCCAGUGAGGCUGGCCAGGUGCAGUGUUUCGGCCUGCAGCAGGGCGGCCUGUUUGUGGAGGCCACACCCCAGCAGGACAUUAGCAGGAGGACCACAGGCUUCCAGUAUGAACUGAUGAGCAGACACAGCAGCCCUGACCUGCACGCGCGCUCUGCUCCGUGCAGACCUUGCAGUGACACGGAGGUCCUCCUUGCUAUUUGCACCAGUGACUUCGUGGUCCGUGGCUCUAUCCAGGAUGUCACCCACGUGCCAGAGCACCAGGAGUCCAUCAUCCACCUGAAGGUGAACAGACUCCACCGGCAGAAGAGCAGGGUUUUCCAGCCAGCUCCCGAGGGCAGUGGCCCCUGGCAGGGCCUGGUCACAACACUGCUGGAAUGUGGUGUGCGGCCAGGGCCCGGAGACUUCCUCUUUACUGGCCACGUGCACUUUGGAGAGGCCCGGCUUGGCUGUGCCCCGCGCUUCAGUGACUUCCAAAGGAUGUACAGGGACGCAAAGGCGCAGGGGCUGAACCCCUGCGAGAUCAGCACAGCGUGACUGCAGGGAGCCCUCUCCUCACGUGCCAUCGCGCGAAUCCUGGUGUGGGCCGCAGGCUGGCGCCGAAGGCCAGGGGCUCAGCCUGGCCCAGUUCUCAAGCCUCGGAGGUACAGGCUGCCCUGACCCCAGGAGGGCCCAGCCACGGGUGCCCUGACCGAUGUGGAAAUGCUGUGAAGUGCAAACUAAGUUAUUAUAUUUUUUUGUAAAAAAGAAAUGUGCAUAGGAAACAAACGUGUGUUGAAGAUGCCUUGGCGGCCACUUCCUGCACUUUCAAACCGUUUGGUGUGGGUGUCACUGGGGGUGGGCCAGUGCCGGCGAUGGUCACCAGGCUUUGUGGAAGCCUGGGUGCCCUCCAACGCCGUGACAGGGGGAACACAUUUUUUCUCUCAUUUGGUUUUGCUCUUAAGGAAUGAGCUUUGCAGCUGUGUCCUCCUGGGCUGCAGGCAGGUUCUCUUGCAGAGAAUAAAGGUCAGGUUCUGCCCA